Molecule: messenger RNA, 3810 nt
Organism: Acanthosepion pharaonis
Lineage: Eukaryota; Metazoa; Mollusca; Cephalopoda; Sepiida; Sepiidae
Source: the annotation of a GenBank genome assembly
AUGGCUGCUGACGACGAUACAGACGUUUUUGAAAUUACAGAUUUUACAACAGCUUCUGAUUGGGAAAGAUUCAUUGCUCGUUUGGAGGAAAUCCUACAUGAGUGGAGAUUAGUCAAUCUACCUGCCUUGCCUCCUGUGGCUAAAGGUGAAUUCACUUCAGAAACAUGGGAGGAACGUACAGAUGAGCUCCAGUUUGUAGAUGUAAAGUUUGAUCUUGCUUAUCAUUACCUGAAAUCUGCUGAAGGUACAGUUGCUGAGAAAACUCAAGAACAGGAUGAACAGGAUGAGACAAAAAAAGAUGCCACUCCUACUGUAUUUGAAGAUAUGAUGUCAAUGGAUAAUGACUUUCCAUCUCGAGCUCAUUGCCUUUGUAGAUGGUAUGGACUUCGUAAUUUUAUUGUUCUCGCCCCCAAAUCAAAUGCCGAUAUAAUUGAUAUAGAAAGCCGGGCCAAGUUGUUGCUUAGUUCUAUCACAAUUGCUUUGGGAAAUACAGGGUGUUCUGUCCCCAUGUUUGUCCAGAUCCAGCAGAAAUGGCGUCGUCUGUACACAGGCACAUGUGUUUUACCAUCAGCCACAAUCUCGUUCGACAUGGCACAUUUGAAACGUCUUCCACAACAGUGCACUCAUUUGGCUGGAUUACUUGAUGUUUUCAAAUCAGAACUGGGCCAUGCUAUUAAUCCAAUGCCUGCUGUUGCUGUUUCUGUCCGAUUCACCUAUAUUCUCCAGGAAUGGAUCCAUUCAUCCUGGCCUCAAACUCCACCAGAUUUUUCCAUUAUGGGAGAUGAAGAAGUUGGUUGUACUGGAUUUGGGACUUUACCAUUUGGUGCUUGUGAAGACCCAGUGAGUGAACUUCAUCUCUCUUGCACUUGGCCUUGUCUUUCAGAAAAUAUCAUAGUAGAAAACCAAGUUUACACGGAUCUGGACCCUCUACAAGCUCCUCAGUGGUCAGUACGAAUUGCUAUGACUGAAGAUUCUCAAUGUCUUCUAAAUGAUUAUCUAAGUGAAUUCAUGUCUUUGUGCAGUAAUAAAAAAGCUAUGAGUGAACUGUAUACACCUGAAGAUGAAUCAAUGGCUAAGACAAAACUGAAAAAAUUGAAAAAACGCAUUAAAAAUAAAGGAAGAAAAUGGAAAUAUGUUUAUUCGUAUGGUAAAGUGAUCCUUUCACAACAUUUCGAUCCGUCUGCUGAUAUAAGCCAAGCUUUAACUCGUCUCACAGAACCCACUGUACCCACACUGUCAUCAGUGAUGUCACAAGCUAGUAAUAAAGCAAAGGUCAAAACCCAUGAAUGUCCUAUUCCUGGACCCUUAUUCAAUGAAAUGAUUUUUUUUCUUUUUCCCGAUGCAAGACCCAAAGAAAAUGAUGGCAGUGAGAUUCAGUCUCCAGAAGAUUUAUUUGGGGUUCCUAUUUCCAGGGCAGAGCUGAAACAGGAACUUGCAAAACAAUUGAAGUCUGCCCCUCUCGACUGCUUGACUGUACGUCUUGCUACUUGUGUGUGUAUCAUAAAUAAGAAUCAUGGAGGUUGGAAAGCAGUAGCUCAGCUGUGGCAGGAAGUAAUACUAGAAUUACGUUAUCGACUUGAGAACAAUUUUCUUAUUUCAGGUAUUGAAUGUGGUCCACCUAAUAUGGGAAGCUGUAUUUUGCAUCAGAAACUUCAGAUGUUAAAUUGCUGCAUUGAAAAAAGAAGAAAACGAGCCCUUCAGUCAAUGGAAAGAGCUGCUCCAGAUGGCUCAUUUGAUUCUUCCCCAAGGCGAAUGCGUCAUGGCAGUGGUGAUGAGACUUUACAUGACUCUCCCAGCCAUAGUGCUGUAGUCGCCUCUGAGAAGUGUCCACGUUUCUCCCCAUUGAUGAAGCGUAAUCUCAUGAGACCAGACUCUCGUACUUCUCUUGGAAUUGAGAGUUGUUCAGGAAGUGAUGAAGAAUUCUUUGAUUGUGAUGAGAGCCAAAAGGAGAGCGAGAUUGACAUGGAAACAAGUGAAUCACAGAGUUCAACCAGUGUCAGCCAGGAAUUAGGAGAGAAGGAGGCUGUGGCUGCCACAGAACCCGAGGGAAGGCUUCGUCCAUUUGGAAAUGUCAAACUGAAGAAUAGCAAUGAAAUUCUUUACAUCCCUAUUACCCAGGAACCGGCACCAAUGACUGAAGACAUGUUAGAAGAACAUGCAGAAGUUCUUGCCAAACUCGGUACUUCAGCUGAAGGGUCGCAGUUGAGGGCCCGAAUGCAAAGUGCGUGUCUUCUUUCAGACAUGGAAUCUUUCAAGGCGGCUAAUCCUGGCUGUGUUCUGGAGGAUUUUGUCAAAUGGUAUUCUCCUAGGGAUUGGAUCGAAGAAGAAGUUGAGGAGAAUGGUGUAACAGUUGUAAAAGGUCAACUUAGUCAAAGAAUGCAGAUUCCUGGCAACAUGUGGUCAGAAGUAUGGCAGAAUGCCAGAUCUGUGCCAGCUAGCAGACAGAAACGUUUGUUUGAUGAUACUAAAGAAGCAGAAAAGGUCUUACAUUUCCUGUCAUCUCUGAAGCCUCCUCAGUUGGCUGAACAUUUAUUACCUGUUCUCAUCCAUGCAGCCAUUAUCAGAAUUAUCCAAGAAGAAGAUGAAGAACUUCCCAAAUUGAAACAACUUAUCAACCAGAUUGUUGUUAAGUCAGCCAAAGUGACUCGAGCAAGCAACCAAACAUCACGGAAAUAUGAAGAUCUUAUUCAAUUGAUUUCAUUGGCUGAGACUGUGAUUGCUCGUGCCAAAUCCCUAAAGACCAAAUUUACAAAGGAUCUAUUGGACCAAAAAGAAGCUGAAGAAGAACUGACUCAUUUUGUGUCGAGUUUGUUACAACAACCAGAAGUAGCUGUUCGAGGAGGACCAUGUGGACCAGCAGGAUCAGUCAUUCAUAAACUUUUUGUUGCUGCACAAAAGGCGUCUCAUCUUGUGCUAGAAGACGAUUUACCUGAAGAACCAACCACCCCAAGUCAUUGUGCUGACUCUGAAGCUAGCAAACCUCCAAGUACUGUGCCAGAUUUCCCAGAAGCAAGUGCUCGUGAAUAUAUUCUUCGAACCAUUAUUCCCCGUCCAGCUCCAUACUCACGACCCCUACCCCAACGGAUAUCUAAGUUCUUUCUUUUCUUCUCUGAUGAUCUUUAUUUUCUUUCUGAUGUAUCAAUUGCAGCUACUACUACAUCUACUACUACAUCCGCUACAACUACAUCCAUUACUACAUCCGCUACUACUACUACAUCUGCUACUACUACUACAUCUACCACUACUACAUCUGCUACUACUACUACAUCUACCACUACUACAUCUGCUACUACUACUACAUCUGCUACUACUACUACAUCUACCACUACUACAUCCGCUACUACUACUACAUCUACCACUACUACAUCUGCUACUACUACUACAUCUACCACUACUACAUCCGCUACUACUACUACAUCUGCUACUACUACUACAUCUACCACUACUACAUCUGCUACUACUACUACAUCUACCACUACUACAUCCGCUACUACUACUACAUCUGCUACUACUACUACAUCUACCACUACUACAUCCGCUACUACUACUACAUCUGCUACUACUACUACAUCUACCACUACUACAUCUGCUACUACUACUACAUCUACCACUACUACAUCUACUACUACAUCUGCUAAUACUACAUCUGCUACUACUACUACAUCUGCUGCUACUACUACAUCUACCACUACUACAUCUACUACUACAUCUGCUACUACUACAUCUGCUACUACUACAUCUACCACUACUACAUCUGCUACUACUACAUCUUCUAUUGACUCUUUGGCUGCCACCCAGUUGCAACUUUAG